AUGAUAACAUUCGUGAUAUUUGAGUUAAUAUUGCAGAGUGUUUGUGCGAUAUGUUUUGCACUUUUGGUUGAUCGGGGACUGGUGAAAUACGAAGAUCUUGUUACGAAAUAUUGGCCAGAAUUCGGGCAAAAUGGCAAGGAAACCAUCACUAUUGAUCAGCUACUUGCCCAUCAGGCAGGAUUAGCGUUCGUCGAUGGAAAAAUCGAAGAAGCCGACGUGAAGGAUUGGACGAGGAUGUCGAAAUUAUUUGAACAACAGAAACCGAAUUGGACACCCGGAGAAUGUGUUGGCUAUCAUGCGAUGACAAUCGGCUGGUUGUAUGAUCAGUUGGUGAGACGAAUUGAUCCAAAGAAGCGGUCGCUAUCGACGUUUUUCAAGGAAGAAAUCGCCAUACCAUACGGUCAAUCUCAUUGCAAAAUCGUUUUUUUUGCGCCAAAAGAAUAUAUUGAGUUAGUGAUCGGUGCCGGAGCUGAACUCGAGCAUCGCAUAGCACGAUUGUCUGCAUCCAAUAAAUUAACGGCUCUACGAGAAAUAGUACAAUAUCCAAUUAUACUGAGGAUGGUUUGGAACUUAAUCGCCGCUCAAACGUACAGCUAUAACUUAUUGAGUAAAGUUGCGCACAAUGUGGCUUGGUUGGGAAAUGUAAUUUUUUUCAAUUUCUUUCAUUAA
Molecule: messenger RNA, 669 nt
Organism: Anisakis simplex (herring worm)
Lineage: Eukaryota; Metazoa; Nematoda; Chromadorea; Rhabditida; Anisakidae
Source: the annotation of a GenBank genome assembly